CUAGACCAAAAAAAUAAAACCCACAACCAAACCAAAAAGCAGUCAUCAGGUUCUUCUUCCUAUACCUCUUCCAAGGUUGCUGCUAAUAUGAAGUUCGAAGGAGAUGUCACUCUAAACUCAUUGGUUCGCCGAUUCCAACAUGGGUUUACCACACUUUCUCGUUCUUCUGGUCUUCACUUAUCUGUGACUGGUCUUCUGGGUAUUGCUGGCCUCGUUCUGGCUCUCAAAGACUCCAAAUUGGGCAAGCUCAGCAACUUACAGUGGCUACCCAAGAACCAUCAUGGUGAACCCAACUUUCUUUUGGUGCCUGGCUUGCAAAACCUCGGGAAAAAUUGUUUCUUGAAUGUGAUUUUGCAGGCUCUGGCUAGUUGUUCAUACUUUCAACCUUUUCUUGAAAAGAUUUUAGAGGAGUCUGAGGUCUUAGCAGUUGAGGAUUCCUCAGAUUGCGUGCCGCUUACAAUAUCUUUGGCUGCAUUGUUUGAAGAACUAUGUGCAGUAGGUGGAGGAAGAGUUGUAUUGAGUCCACGGCAAGUGAUGUUUGCGAUGGCACAUUACAUUGAGAACUUUGAUCUAACUAGUGAGCAGGAUGCUGCAGAAGCAUUUCUUCACCUUCUGUCGUCUUUAAGAGAAGAAUUCUCAGAUUUUUAUUGUCCAAAUCAAGGUUCUAUAGUGGAAGUCUUAGCCUCUAAUGGUAGGAUUAUUACUCCAAAGAGAGUGGAGAGCCAAAGUGAGCAGGAAAGAUGGAAGCAACACUUCUUUGGACCAUUUGAUGGAAUUCUUGGCAGUAUCCUAACAUGUCGAAGUUGUUCAUCGGAGAUAUCAUUGAACUUUGAAUCUUUUCACAGCUUGCCUCUUUCACCGGUGCUUAAUGGUGGUGCCACAAUUAUGGCUGGAUGUACCUUAGAGGAUUGCCUGAAGCAAUUCACUGCUGCUGAGCAAGUUCAGAAUUACCGCUGCAGCCAUUGUUGGCAUAUUGCUGCAGUCAAAUAUUUAUUAUCUAUGGGAGGAAAUGAGACAGCAGUUGAAAAGAUCGAGUGUUGCACCGAGGAAAAUUCCUGUGACUGUCAAAGACUUUUUCAUCUAGAAACACUACCAUGGUCAAAUAGAUUUUCACGUACUUUAAAGCAAAUAAGUAUUGCUCGCUGUCCAAAGAUUUUGUGCAUUCACCUAAAACGCGUUUCAGUCAAUGUAUUUGGAGAAUUCGUAAAACUUCGGGGCCAUAUUUCUUUUCCAUUGGUUUUGGACCUUUCAAGUUUCAUGACAAGUAGGGUGGGAAUAAAGAGUGGGGAGAAAAACUGGAAAACUGGACGAGUCCAACUACAAAGUGAAAACCCUAGUCCUCAGCCCAAUCAUUUCAACUUAGAGUAUGAUCCAAGAAGGUUAAAUAUUGUCCAGGGACUAGCAAGAGGAUGCACCUACCAAGAGUUGAAUACGAGUUGUGACUCAGUUCCUUUGGAUAUGUGUUUGUACCGUCUUGUUGCUGUUGUGGAGCACUUUGGAAGAGCCGGAAGUGGGCAUUACACUGUUUAUAGAAGUGUCUGGGUUGAUUUAUGUGGGGAACAACCUGGUGAUCAAUUUGACGCUUCUACUGCCCGCUGGUUUUCUAUUUCAGAUGCAGAGGUGUGCAGUGUGUCAAAGGAACAUGUCCUUGGUGCAGAAGCUAGCUUGCUUUUCUAUGAAAGGUAUCAAGGCUAGAGUGCCUAAAAGAUCAUGUUAUUCCGAGUAACGGAAACUGCAUUUUACUCUAGAAAGCUCAAAGCUGAUGCUUUGCAUGUGAGUUUAGGAAAAUCAUGUUAAGAUAGCAGGGGCACUGCUGAUACGUCUGCAACUCGAGUGGGCUGCAGAUGUCCAAUGAG
This is a messenger RNA of Fragaria vesca subsp. vesca, 1856 nucleotides long. Its product is annotated as ubiquitin carboxyl-terminal hydrolase 27-like. NCBI's taxonomy places the organism in Eukaryota, Viridiplantae, Streptophyta, Magnoliopsida, Rosales, Rosaceae. Gene Ontology annotation, cellular component: cytosol; nucleus. The transcript has 10 exons. Gene Ontology annotation, molecular function: cysteine-type deubiquitinase activity; cysteine-type endopeptidase activity. The record is from RefSeq and is a predicted model, not a curated record. Gene Ontology annotation, biological process: protein deubiquitination. Bases 88 to 1695 code for a protein of 535 amino acids.